AGAGAGAGAGAGAGAGAGAGAGAGAGAGAGAGAGAGAGAGAGAGAGAGAGAGAGUUAACAUAGAGGGGCGAGAGGGAGAGAUACCCAGAGAGUGACUGAAAGAGAGAGCCACAGGAUCCAAAUCCACAGUCGGGGUUGUCGGUGUGUGCAGUGUUGCACGAUGUAUACUCAGGCUCUCGUCAGGCAAGAGUUUCUUUCAUGUUUUUUCUCUUCUGAUUUAUUUUUUCUCUUUUAAAUUAUCAGUGAAGCAUGUCACUGGCUCUACUCCUGUCUUUGUUCGUUUAUUUUGGAUCCGUUCAUUCGCAGAGGACUCAUCAUCAUAUCAGGGACACUCGAUGGGAGGAUCGCAUCUCUUGUUUUGCGUCAGAUUGCACAGCAGAGCAGAUAACGUUACAGUAUAAAGCGGAGGUGAAGUGCUGACUGAAGACAGCGCUGCUCGUUGUCUAUAUUUGGCUGCUGUGUUUGGCACUGUGAGCUUGACUGUCGGCUUUGCUGUGCCUUUAAACACUGAGAGGAACGGAAGAGAGGAGAGGCUUUCCCCAUCAGGUGAAUCACAGUUCGCCACUGAAUUCAUUUCACUGAUCAGAGGGGAGGAAGGAGGGAGGAAGGAUGGAGGGGGGCAUCCAGAUGUGAGAAUAAUCCAAAAGAGGAGCAGGAUCUAGAUCUGCUGGUCGAUGCAUCUUCGUUUUUUGAUAUAAUUCCAUUUCAUCCAUUUUACAUCACGGAUAGAAGAGGAAAGGAGGGAGAUCAAAAGGAGCAGGAACACCAGGGUGACACUGCUGUGUGGGGAGAGGGAGGAGGGGAGUGGGUUGGAGGGGGACCCGUGGUUGGGAGACAAAAAUGCUGCCUUCACAGGAAGCCUCCAAAAUCUACCAUGACAACUACAUGCGCAACUCCAGGAGCAUCGGUGUCCUGUGGGCCAUAUUCACCAUUUGCUUGGCCAUCAUCAACGUGGUGGUCUUCAUCGAGCCCUACUGGAUUGGUGACAGUGUCAGCACCCCCCAGGCUGGCUACUUUGGCUUGUUCAACUAUUGCGUGGGCAAUGGGAAGGUCAACAGGGAGAUCUUGUGCCAGGGCAGCUUCUAUGACUUCAGCUCCAUCCCGUCGGGAGCCUUCAAGGUGGCCUCCGUCUUUGUGCUGAUGUCCAUGGUGCUCAUCCUCAGCUGCAUCGGCUCCUUCACUCUCUUCUUCUUCUGCAACACCGCCCUGGUCUACAAGACGUGUGCCUGGACGCAGCUGCUUUGUGCUGUUUGUCUGGUGCUCGGCUGUGUGAUCUUCCCGAACGGCUGGGACGCAGAAGUGAUCCGGGACAUGUGCGGAGAGGAAACGGGAAGGUAUACUCUGGGCAACUGUUCGGUGCGCUGGGCCUACAUCCUCGCCAUCAUCGGGAUCCUGGACGCCCUCGUCCUCUCCUUCCUGGCCUUUGUGCUGGGGAACCGUCAGAGUGAGUUCGUGCAGGAGGAGCUGAAGGCCGACAGCAGAGACUAUGCUGUAUCAAGGAUUAUAAUCCGGGACACCCGGGAUGCAAGAUAUGGAAUCCAGCGCUUCCACUGAGUCACAUUUCCUCUCCUCCUCUUUCAGCUCCCUCUCUCCUAUCCCUCCCUCCAUUCCUCCCUCUGUCCUACUCCUCCUCUUUUCUCCUCAGGUUAAAAACCUUUGGGCUUUGAGACCAAAGUCCAGCAGUUUGUCAUAUUAAUCUGAAAUGUAAUAGUUUAACAUCGAGGAAACAUGACGAGUAUCAGAGUCUGUGAUACUGGAGUCAGGAGGUGAUCAUUUCAAAGAUGAGCUGUUACUGGCAAUGAAGAUUAGGGUGUUGCUAAAAAUGAUAAUAAUGCAUGCAGGAGGAGUAUUUUAUUAAUUGUAUUUUAAUGAGAGGAAAUAAGCUUUUUCCAGCUUUUCAAAGUAAAUAUGUUGUGUAACAGACCACAGGUGCUACUUCUCACAGAACCAAGGAAAAGAUGAUUUUGUAAAGUUACUUUGAGUUUUUCUGCUUCUCUUUGUAUUUGACGAUGUCUGAUCCCAGGAGCAACCAACAUUGAACAUGUAUGUAAAUGAGAGGUUUCUAUGGAAACAGCACUUUUUGACCCUAUACAUGAAAAAGCCAUGUAAACUGUGAAAUUCUGAAACUUGCUUUACUGUCCUGUCGUCUGUCUUUGUGAUUGUCAGCUUCCUCUCUUUGCUAUUCUUCUGUUUUGCAAUGAGGAAAUAUAAUUUGUAUUUGUUCAGUCGCUUAUUUGGUUGUUAUUUUGCAUUAUAUAGUUAUUAGUAUCAUUAUUGUUUUCAAUAGUGGCUGAGGUGCACAUGGAUGAAAGGUGAUGAACGGGUGGGCAGGGAUACGACGGAGAGGCAUCUGAAAGGGCUAAUGUUUUUUGAGUUUUUUUCUACCAGGGCAAGAGACAUACCAUUGUUCUUCAUUUCAUUUGCUUUGCACAAUAAACCUCACCAGAACACAAGGCUCACCUGGACAUUGGACUCUUGGAUUUUGAUCUUUUCCUCGCAUAAGAUUCUUUUCCCAGGAGCCUCAUUGGCCUCAGUUUGAAUUCGAGUUUUUGGGGUUUAGAGUUCGAGUUGAAUUCUUCCUCUUUUGAGGACAAAUUAACCUCUUCAGCCCAGACUACACUGACGACCAAACAAGCUGAGAGGCAGAGAGAUGUCCUCCAUGUCCCAACAGUUCACGUCUCACUGCAUUCUGUCUUUCUCUUUGUUGACUGAAGUUUGUCCCCCAGCCGUCCCUUCUCUAGUUGUGUUGAGUUCUUCUCCAGUGGGCUGGGUUUGGUUCAGGACGAGCCCUGCGUGCUGCGUCUCUCUCAGGCUUGUGAAAACGAGGCUUCCUGUUUAAGCUCAGAGGGACUCACAGUCUGUUCAGUUCAUCAGUCCACAACUCAGAUGUGAGCGACAGAGCCAGCAGAGACUCAUUACGACUACACACACCAUGCACUGUGCUGCUGCUCUGCAGGGAUUCUCACAGGACGCUUCUCUGACAAGAGAUGAGUGUUUUCAAUUUCUGAACUUGACCGAAAUGUGAUUGAUUCAGAAUGAGCUCUGAAAAACUCACUUGGAGAAUAAAAAGCAGUUCAAGUCAGAGAGAGGGCUGCAGUAUUCACCCCAGUAUUCACCCCAGUAUUCAAACUCUCAGUACAACUGGACUAACCAGCACCACAGAUAUCCCUUUUCCACCAAGGCAGUUCCAGGGCCGGUUUUGAAGCAAAUACCUCAUCUCCAACCAGUUCUUUGUGUUUCGACACCCAAAGAACUGCCUCUCCACCAGAAAAACUGGUUCCAGUGUGGCAGCAGCUCUACAAGAAAGAACCACCUCUGUCAGAGGCUGGGGGCGGGAUUAAUGUGACCAACAAGACCAACCAAAACUCUGCUGUGACCUCAAAUUUAAAAAAUCAGUGAGCUCGAACAACCUACUGUCACAACAAUGGAUGCCCAAAGGAAGCAAAUUGUCGGAUGUUGGCAGCAGUAACUUGUUGCAACAAACCUGGCAGCUGUGUCUGCAUUCUGUUAUUUUACCAAGCAAUAUUUUUUUGUUCAGUCUAGAGAAAAAACUCCAACUUAUUAUUUUUAGGGCUCAGAGUUUUAGCUCCAUUCACAGAAUAACGUGUUUUGACAUAAAGGAUGUAGCUGUGCUUUAAUACCAGGUCUGCUUUUUGCUACACGGUCGACUGGAAUCUGGAGCAGAAUAUUUUUUGGGGUAAAUUUUCAUGAAUGUUUUAUUGCAUAUUUUUCAUUUGUGUCAGCAGUGUCUCUCCUGGUUGGUGUGAUCAUGCGUUCAGUGACAUUUGAUUCAUGAAUGAAUGAAUGAAUAAAUAAAAUGAAUGAAUGAAUGAAUGGGGCUCACUCACCUCCAUAUUAACAAAUAGUCUCUUCCUUCAUUUUUUGUGUCAAAUCGAGACGUGGAAACUGUAGUUUUACAUAUAUUUCACCUCCUAUCAGUCUCUUCUUCCUUUUCUCGUUCUACAUUUUCUUAUUAUGGGAUGCUGUGAUGUGAAAAAAGUUAUGUUCGUGUAGGGUUGUCAUGGCAGCCGGUUCCCUGUUUUAUCAAUGUUGUUUUAAAGUUAAUAAACUCAUUGACUAUUAAA
Hippoglossus stenolepis (Pacific halibut) is the source of this 4085-nucleotide messenger RNA. It is a transcript of the gene lhfpl4a, whose product is annotated as LHFPL tetraspan subfamily member 4a. Gene Ontology annotation, biological process: sensory perception of sound; gamma-aminobutyric acid receptor clustering. The transcript is spliced from 4 exons. Gene Ontology annotation, molecular function: GABA receptor binding. Bases 841 to 1554 code for a protein of 237 amino acids. Lineage: Eukaryota; Metazoa; Chordata; Actinopteri; Pleuronectiformes; Pleuronectidae. Gene Ontology annotation, cellular component: plasma membrane; inhibitory synapse; postsynaptic membrane. The record is from RefSeq and is a predicted model, not a curated record.